AUGUCGUCCUCGCUACCGGGCAAUCGCGAACUGCCCGUGUCGCAGUACGACUUGAGCACCUACCUGGGCCGGGUGCGCCAUGCAAUUGGCUUGACGGAUCCCAGCACCCUCUUUGCUGGACAUGCUGGGCUCGAGAGGGCGAAGCAGCUCGUCACCGACUACAAGACGGGCAAGACGCUGCACAUGACGCCCGAGCUUUGGCAGGCCAAGAAGGUUGUCGACUCGACGCUUCACCCAGACACGGGCGAGCCCGUCUUCCUGCCCUUUCGCAUGUCAUGCUUCGUCAUCACCAACCUCAUUGUCACGGCCGGCAUGCUCCAGCCCGGGCUGCAGACCGGAGGCACCAUUGCAUGGCAAGUGGCCAAUCAGUCGGUCAACGUGGCCGUCAACAGCGCCAACGCAAACAAGUCGUCGCCCAUGACAACGGCCAUGCUGGCCAAGUCGUACGUCGUCGCCGUCACGGCCUCGUGCUCCGUCGCCCUCGGCCUGAACCAACUGGUCCCGCGGCUGCGCGUCUCGGACGGCGCCCGCAACAUCCUCAAGCGCCUCGUGCCCUUUGCCGCCGUCGCCUCGGCCGGCGCCCUCAACGCCUACCUCAUGCGCCGCGGCGAGAUUGAGGCGGGUAUCGACGUGCGGCCCGUGCUGUCCGACGAGGAGAAGCGCAGGCUGCAGGCUGAGGGCAAGUCGGAGCGGGACGUGCCGUCGCUGGGCAAGAGCCGCAAGGCGGCCAAGCUGGCCGUGUACGAAACGGCCGCCAGCCGUGUCUUCAACAGCAGCCCCGUCAUGGUUAUUCCGCCCAUGCUCCUCUACUACAUGCAGCACAAGCAGGCCUGGUACCGGAACCUGAUGGACCGGGAAUGGGUCAGGGCCAGGCCGCGGGUGGCGACGACGAUACCCAUCGGCAUCAACCUUGGGCUGAUUGCGGCGACGGCCUUUGCGGUGCUGCCCCUGGCGCUCGCCGUCUUCCCGCAGCAGCAGCAGAUUUCGGCCGACAGCCUCGAGGACGAGUUUCACGGCCAGGGCGGCUCCAAUGGCAAAGUCUGGUUCAACCGCGGUCUUUAA
Molecule: messenger RNA, 1062 nt
Organism: Hirsutella rhossiliensis
Lineage: Eukaryota; Fungi; Ascomycota; Sordariomycetes; Hypocreales; Ophiocordycipitaceae
Product: tricarboxylate carrier domain-containing protein
Exons: 3
Coding region: 1-1062 (353 amino acids)
Biological process (GO): mitochondrial transmembrane transport; monoatomic ion transport
Cellular component (GO): mitochondrial inner membrane
Molecular function (GO): monoatomic ion transmembrane transporter activity
Source: RefSeq, a predicted model, not a curated record